Molecule: messenger RNA, 1281 nt
Organism: Pangasianodon hypophthalmus (striped catfish)
Lineage: Eukaryota; Metazoa; Chordata; Actinopteri; Siluriformes; Pangasiidae
Gene: lin37
Product: lin-37 DREAM MuvB core complex component
Exons: 10
Coding region: 224-943 (239 amino acids)
Biological process (GO): negative regulation of transcription by RNA polymerase II
Cellular component (GO): transcription repressor complex; Myb complex
Source: RefSeq, a predicted model, not a curated record
AAUGAAAAUUGAGCGAAUGUGUUGGUAUGACUAUAUAAUUUAAUAUAGCUAGUUCGCUAGCUAGCGAAAGUCAGCUGAUUAGGUUAGCUGCUAGCUAGCAGGUUACGUUUGGGUGUAGGAGCUAGUCAGCUGUUUUGUUACUCAUUCGGAUACGCUUAUCAGGACAGACUAAUGGAACUGCAGAUGUCAGUAUUUGUUGAAUGAGGACAAGUCUGCAAUCAAAAUGCUUCACACGAAAGUUAAGAUGGAGAAACCAGAUACCGAGGGUGCUGUUGCCAGAAGUCGUCUUGAUGCAGUGCUGCAAGGUCUGGUGGAGAAAAGUGACAGUGAGAGAGAUCAGAAUGAAGAUGAUUCUGGAAAAAUGGUCGCAGACUCCAUGAGCAAGGACUUAUCCCCUUCCUCUCUUGGGAAAAGGCCAUCUUCACGCUUUGCACAACAUCGGAGAAAGAAGCGCAAAGAGAUGGAGGACGGCUUAUCUGAGACUAACCAGCACAAACAAAACUCGUACAUCAUCAAGCUGUUUGAUCGCAGUGUGGAUUUGGCGCAGUUCAGUAGCAACACUCCACUCUACCCCAUCUGCAGAUCGUGGAUGAGGAACAACCCCACUGUACGAGAGAGACCAAUGCCCAGUCCACCUCAUAGCAUGGCAGAGGAGGAGGUGUCAGACAUGCUGAAUGGCAAAGUUCAAAAUAUAUACCGCCUUCCACCUCCUGGUUCUUGUCCGGUUAAUGAGUCUGGUGAACCAGUCAACUUAAGGAUUCCACCCACAGAGAAACCCACCAUAAGCCAGUCCACAGACACUGCAUCAGGAGCCACUUCUCUCAUGCUGAAUCACAUGAAACGCUGGAAGAAAAUUAGACAGAAGUGGAAAGAGGCUUCUAAUAAGAACCAGCUACGCUACAGCGAGAGCAUUAAGGUCCUGAAAGAGAUGUACGAGCGCUAGCUCAUCUUCAUCCCCUGCAUCAGGAGACAGUUAUGGUCUUCCAUAUGCAACUUCAUUGAAACGGAGGUUAAGUGGAGAGUUUCAGGUGGAAAAAUGGACUGAUAAUUGUGUAGUUGUCUGCACAUGUUAUUUUAAUAUUUGUUAAUAAUCAAAUAUUUGGUAAGUUAGUGAUGUUAGUAUGGCCUGCAAUCCAGUAGCAAAAGCACAGAUGUGAUGUAUUUUCAAUUUCCAUCUUUGUGAUGCAGGUCAGUAGAGUCAGACGAAUGCAUGUUUGUUCUACAAUCUGGUAAUAACAAAAGAAGAUAAUUUGUGAACAAAAUAAAUGUUCACUUUUUCCA